Phasianus colchicus (ring-necked pheasant) is the source of this 6501-nucleotide messenger RNA. RefSeq names its product LysM domain containing 4 (gene LYSMD4). NCBI's taxonomy places the organism in Eukaryota, Metazoa, Chordata, Aves, Galliformes, Phasianidae. The record is from RefSeq and is a predicted model, not a curated record.
GGUUCCCACCUCCAUCUUUUAUUGAUUACUCUUCGUUCUACAUUUUUCUUGUUAAUAACCCAUAUGGCAAAGGAAAUGGGUGAAUGAUUUCCCUCUGACUUGCUUUUAUUAAUCCCGAAUCACAGAUCGGCUCACAGUUAGGGUGAUUUAUGAACUGCAGCUUUCACCAUUGCUAGUUCAGGGCAGUUGGAAACCACCGGGUGCCAACCUGAGCAGCUGCAGCCCAGCGCUGGUGAGCCAAUGUGCUGGGAUGUGUGAAACGGCCCUCGAUGGGUGCGUUAAUGCAGCCAUCAGAGCUGCUUUCGAGUUGUGCGCUCAGCCCCUGGCUUCCCAGCUGAAGGUAGCAGACUGUCACUCAGUGGUCUGAAAUGCAAACAAUAGAUUUUAUUGCGACUAAAUAAGUUUUUAGUAGGUUGCUUAAAGGGAAACAAGAUACAAGGAAUGUGAGCGAAAUGAGAAUGCUCCUGAAGUCAGGCUGCAUAGAUGGGGACAAAGGAGAAGUGGUGAAGAGAACAGCAGUUCUGGGUCUGGGCAAGAGCUCAAAGCAAUCACAGGGAGAGGGGAGGACGGAGCUCUGUUCCCGUUCAUGCUCUUCUUGGAAAGCCUGAACCGAGAUCUUCUUGAAGUUUGUUUUUUUUUUUUUUUUUUUCUUUAUCAGAAUGUGAUUAACUCUGGCUUUUCCUAGGAAGGAUGAUCUUAGUGGUCUUUCCAACCUUAAUAAUCCUAUGAUUCUACGUCGGUGUGCAGGUGCCACGUGGGAGCUGCCGGCUCCGUGCACCCAACCCGCGCGGCCCAACCACGGCGCUCCCGCGGCGCGGGCCCUUUAAGAGGCGCCUCACCCGGCGCGUUCCAGCGCCGACCUCUCAACCAACCUCUGUGGGCCGCCCUUCCCCGCUUCCCAUUGGUUGAGUGGCGCCGAGGUCCCGCCUCCCCGCGCCGCCAGCCAAUGGAAGAGGGAGUUGGGGGAGAGACGGAGUUGGGCUGGUGCUGCUAUACGAGAUGAGGCUGAACGAGAGCCGGACCAGAUCCUUCCAGGCUCCUGUCUCCGUCCAGAGCUACCCGGGAGGGCAGGUGUACGUGUUCCCAAAUGGCCGCUCUGACUCAGAGGAGUCGUCAGAGGAGGAGCUGAACGUCAUGGAGCUGCGGCCCAGGGGCAGGGAGCAGCAGCGGUGCAGCACUGCACGGGACAGAGCUGGGGAUGUGCUGCUUCUGGAGAGAGAGAUCACUGAGGAUGACAGUCUGAACAAGCUUGCCCUGCAGUAUGGUUGCAAAGUUGCAGACAUCAAACGCGUCAACAACUUUAUCCGGGAGCAGGACCUGUAUGCUUUGAAGUCCAUCAAGAUCCCCGUGAAGACCCACGGGCUGCUGACAGAGAGCAGCAAGGAGCUGAGGCCGCUCCCAGCUGCGCGCUCCCAGAGCGGCGUGGUGCUGGUGGACGUGCCGGAGCCUGGCGCUGGUGGCAGCGGCUCUGCUGAGAGCAGGCAGCUCGUGGACUACUUCAAAGGCAUCGACAAGAGCAUCCAGGACGCCGUGCAGGCGGAGGCGCAGCUGAGUGCUGAGUACUGCGUGGAGGCGCCGGAGAGGCCGCUGGCCGAGCCGGGGAAGCGGGAGAGCAGUAAUGGUGCAGACUGUGGAAUCCAGUGGUGGAAUGCAGUUUUUAUUAUGCUCUUGGUAGGAAUUGUCUUGCCGGUGUUUUAUAUCAUCUAUUUUAAAACACAAGAGAAUGGCCCGGCGGCCCACACCUCCAACACAACAGCAGCCUCAAAUAUUUCAACAGAUGGAUUGGAAGGGAAAUUACUACGAGGCUCAGUCGUAGAAAAAAAUGCUAGGGGGGAGAUACAGCCCAAUACAGCCUCUCCUCCCAGCGCUGACACCCAUAAGAUGGUGACUCUGAGUCGAGUGCAAUCGGGGGGAUAACACUACAGAUAUAUAUAUGUAUUUUUUUAAACUAGUCAAUGUAGUUCUGAGCUUGACUGAACUGGAGAUGCGAUUUUGUGGAAGAAUAAGGAUGCUCUGUGCUUGUGAAGACCAGCAGGCAGCUGGCUUAACAUUUGUGAAUUCUGAUGAGGGAAAGUAUUUUGAAGCAGUUUGCUCUUCUUGCUUGCUUCAGGUAUUUCUUAAGAGUGGUUUUGUCUAUGAGGCUGAACCCUUUACUUCUGUGAUAGAGUGCAGUAUUGGUGUGAUUGGAAAGCUGGGGGCUGUUUGUUUUUUUUAGAAAAUACAUUUUGCUUAGAGUAGAGGUGAGGACUCGUCUUUUUCAAUGAAUUGUCAUUUUUCUAUCUUGCAGAGCCUGGCAGCCUUGGCAGGCCAAACCCAAAAAGCAGUGGCUUUUAGUUGGUUGGCUGGGGUGUGGUACAGCACAGGGACACCAGCAGCACCUCACCACUACAUCUUGUGCAUGAUGGCUAAGCAGUGGGCGGUUUGAGUCCUGCAGUGGGGUGGGUGAGGUCAGAGCUUUUCUCCUGGUGGAAGUCCUUCAAAGACUUCCUGCCAAAGUCCAUGCAGGCAGAGCUCAUCGCAGAGUCCUUGUUUUUGUCAGGGUUUUGUCAGAGCCACAGCGGGCUGGCAGCAGAUGUCCACAGUAUUGGCAGGAGAUUGUGAGAACAGUUAGGCUUGUGGGAUGGUGUGCUCUUCUCAAGGGUUUAUUUGUUGUGAGGAAAUCUAGCUGUUACCUGCUUUUGGUUUAAAUCCAUAGUGGUGCAUCUCAGAUGUCACAUCGGAGUUGUGGACUUGAGUUUCCUUGUUUGUACUCUUCACAUGAGGGUGCUGCUGAGUUCACCUACCAGACCAGCAAAGAAGCCCAACAUUGUGUCAGGUAGUCACAGAAGGGUAUAUCAAAUGCUUUCUAGAUGGGGACUAGGAAGCUGCUGUAUGCUGAACAGUCCUGUUCACUCUGAGUAAGUAGGGGGGAUGGAUGGAGGUUUGUGUGGCUGCGCUGUAUGUCAGCCUGAUACGUGUGCUGUGUCAAUGAACACUGCAUGCUGGAAAUGAGGAGCAGUGAGGCUUUGGGAGAGAGUUUUGCUGCAGAGAAUUGUCCUCAGAACUUUUUAUUCAACAAAUUCAGGGACUGCAGACAGAGGUAAGCUCUCCUGGAGCAAAAUGCUGAGGUAUUGCUGUAGCACAGCUGCAUGAAACCCCCAGGGAGGGGAUCUGGGCUGUAACUCAGCAGCAGCCAGCUGGUUGUGUCUGCUCAUGGGGAGCCUCGGGGCUGUUUGCACAGAGCUGAGCUCCUGCAGAGGAGGCAGAGUGGUGAGCAGGCGCACAGAGUGGCAGUUUGUCUUUGCCCCGCACUGCAGCCUCCCCACCAUUUGCUGUGUUUCCAGCAAGCUCAACAAGAUGCCCGCAGAAAAAAAGCACAGAAUCCAUUUGUGGCAAGCUGUGGAGGUCAGACCUGAGCUGCUGGAGCAGUGCUUGCCUGCUGCGGGCCUUGCAGCAGAGGGCACUGCUGCCUGGGAGCUGCGGAGGGUCAUCGCAAGGGCAGCAUUUUUAGGGAGCCCGGCUGCGUUGUUGGGCUGUGAUGCUGAACCUAAUGUCUGUGCAUGAACCACAUGCAAGUUGGUAUUUGGGUUUUAUUGGUUGUUUUUCAUGCUGUUUUGUUUUUUUUUUUUCUUUUCAAAGCCUUUCUGUUGCUGCCUAAAACUGAGCAGAAGUGAAGAAGGUGGGUGAGGGGAGCAGCCUUAUGGCAUCUUCUGCGUAGCACAAAAGGUGUGGGGUAAAAGAGCAUUACAUGAAACAGAGCCCUGUGGUGUCGCACCUGUACCCCAGGGCUUCUGCAGCCUUAAAAAAGGGCUUAGGAAAGCCUGGGCAAACCUAAGUUGUGAAUGAGGAACCUAAAGUAUCUUGUAAUGGGAAAAAAAGGCUCGUAUUUUCUUCUGUGAAGGAAAAGUAUCCCUUGUGGUUGGGAAAAGGGGAAUUGUUACCUUUUUAAAUCAAGUGAAAUGAAAUAAAAGCACAAGGGGCACUUACCCACCCCAAACUGCGUGUUGGGUGUUUUUCAGUUUGUUGGCUGUGUGGUGGAUAAGCUUUGUUUAGGAAGAUGUGUUUUGCAGGAGUAAUGCGGAGCGCUACAGAAUGUAAGCAUUCCCAACAUGUUGUGCUGUCACGUUUGUUUUGUGCCAAAGCAUUUGUUUUGCAGAGGUCGGGCAGCAGCGCUGUGACCUCCUGCUGCUCACAGCACACAGAGCAGAGCCUGGGGUGAUGCUGCUGAGGGGCCGCGGGACACGGAGCACAGCAGUGCUGCAGCAGCAGCAGGGAGCGCCAACGGAGAGGGGCAGGAGGGCUGCUCCUGCACCCGGGAACUGCAGAACAUCACAGCUCAGCCAUGGAGCGACAGAGACUGCAAGUGUUCAGGAGUCACCAUGACAGCAGCAGAGCCACAGGCACCAGCUUGGUUCUCCAGUCACACGUUAAAGUGAGCAGCCAGAAGGUACUGGAGCUGCCCCCAUUGGGUCACGUUGGAUUUUCGUUUCUCACACUCCUUAGUUAAAAUAUCAAUCAAUUAAUUUUUUAAAAUCUGGCAAAAUUAUUUUAUAAAUAUCAGGGAUUACUUAUAAUAGGGCUUUCAGUAACAAAACAGCACUGUUGCCUUUUUUUUCCCCCAGAACUACCAGCAGUAAUUCAUUAAGAAUUCAUUAAGGCCUACUUAAUUUGGUUCCCAGCAUAAAAGAACAUGCAGGAAGGUGGGAAUGUGAUGUCUACAAAGCAGGAAUGCUCCAUGGAGCAGUGCUGCUUCCCCUGGAGCUGCGUGCUCCCAGCUCCUGCAGUUUGCUGCUGCUCAGGUGCUGCCCUUCCCCUUCCCACAGCUCCAUGCAGGGCAAGCCUUGGCCCUGCUCUGCUGCAGGGAAGCAGCAAAGAGGCUCUGCAUGUUUCCUUCUGAAGCUGCAGCUUUAUCCCAAACCACUUACCAUUUCAGAAACCCUUUGUGCUCAUCUGAUAUGUGUUAUUUCCCUAUCAGGAGAAAUUAGGUCAAGCUUUUUCCACUGUUUUUUGUUUUUUUUCCUCCUCAGAAGAGGCAGUUUUAAAACGAUGCCUUAAGAUGUGUUGUAGCAGAUUUUUUUAUAUUUAUGCAGGAUGAACUUAACGCCGGAUUUUUUUUUUUUGCCACUUUGCUAUUUAUAUACAUAUAUAUAAAAUGUAUAAUGAAGCUUAACCAUACAGCACAGAGAUUACAAUUUAACGGCACACAUUCACCACCAGUGAGGGGGACAAACCCCUUUAUACACCCUCUGAAAAAUCUGGAUAAUAAUAUUAAUAAUAAUUAAAAUCCAAAGAAAGUACAGUAUAUUUAACAAAAUAGUAAAUAUUAAACAGUGAAUACUCUACUUAAUAAGGACCUCGCCUUUCUCAAGUCGGCGUCAAUCCACAAAAAUAUACUUUUUAAUCUGGUGAACGUACAAUACAUAGGUACUUACACCAAAGGUGAUAAUAUAUUUAAGAUGCUAUAUACACAAAGAGUUUGGCUCAAAUUUAAAUUUACAUAUAAGUGUUCAUGGCUUAUUUUUCCCCCAAGGUUCCGCCUGCAAGUUUUUCCUUUUCAUCUUUGAAAGCAAAAACUAGAAAGUCAAAAUAAGAUAAAACUAUACUCUACAAAAAAGCUACAACAUACAGCUUUGGCUUAUAUAAAUAAUUCAUAGCAGAAUGUGUUCAAAAGUACUGUAUAUAACUUUAUAUAUAGUCUUCAAUUCAUUAGGGUAUUGUUUUCUUUAAUAUAAAAUAUACAUGAGCUAAAAUCCAUUUCUAUAUUUUUCAAAGGUAUGAACGUAAAAACAAAUUUGUCAAACAUAUUCCAAUUAUAACUUAAUAUAUUAAUUUUAUUUUGUUAAUGUUCUAUUUUCUAGGCUAAUAUUUUCAGAAUAUUUCAUGCGAGUUCUCUAUGUCUCUCUCUCACUUGUUAAAAAAAUCACUUCUUUGACCCAAUACACUUUUUUUUUUUUUGCACGUGCAAAACAGGGUUUUUGUUUUUUUAUUUUCUCUAGCAUCAGCCCUUCUCCAUGCACCCUCUGCAAUAGAGACCCAUGCCAGGUGGGGUAAUAUAAAGGUCGUUUUAUGUACAGUAUUGCUUUCUUCUUCCUGCUUUUCUACUGCUCUGCUGCUACAAAGCAUUAUUUCUUAACUACAAGUAACCAUACAGCUUUAAUAAAACACACAGGGACGUUACUACAGGCGAGCCCUCUUGGUUUCUGCAAUCUAGUGUGGUAGGAUUAUAAUACGGGUACAAUGUUUCUUUGCAAAACAGGUUAUAUUAUUAAAACAACAAGUCCAGGUAAGUGCCAGACUAGAUCAAUACCUACAGGAUUGUUCUGUUACGUUUUACCAUGGGACAUCUGCAGCUAUACAAGAAGUUUGUAAUAAGUGCCUGAUGAUUCUGUGUAUGCUACACACACUAGCACAUAUAUAUGCAUGUGAAGAUAUAUAUAUGCACGUAUGUAUAUACAUAUAAAUAUACUUAUUUCAUGUCCUUAUUUAUAAAUUUAGAUAUGUCAGGACAGUUCAUUUUGAGAA